GCCAGUCAAUUUCAUACAUCAAUCAGGUGCGGUAUAUUUAUAUACGCGACGACAUUAAAAAUUAAAUCGAUAAAUAAUUGCUUAAAUAAAAACAAUUAAAAAAAAAUAUAUUAAUAUUAAUAUUCUCGUUUAAAUACAAACGAUGUAUCUUAGAUAAUCGAGAGAAGAACGAAACGAAAAAAAAAAAAAAAAAAAAUAUCGAAAAUGGAACUCGUAGAGAUAUACAAUUAUUAUUGGAACGAGAGAUCUGAUUCGAGAACGAAUAAUUUACCAUUAAUAGGAUCACCCAUCAUUAUCCCUACCAUUAUAUUUUUAUACUUGUACUUUAUCCUAAAAUAUGGUCCCCAAUUUAUGAAAAAUCGAAAGCCGUACAACCUGAAAACUUUCAUUCAAUGGUACAACGUCUUUCAAAUUAUCGCCAACGCGUAUCUGGUGCAACAAAACAUAAGUGCAGGCUGGUUCUCCGAGAUAAGCGUGUUCUGCGAAAUCCCAGAUUAUUCGUAUAAACCUGGUCCAGUGAAGAUAGCUCAUACAAUGUGGUUAACGACAAUGUUGAAAUUGAUCGAUCUCGUGGAGACGGUGGUGUUCGUGUUGAGAAAGAAGCAGGAACAGAUAUCGUUCUUGCACGUGUACCAUCACGUGUCCACGAUCCUUUUAAUGUGGUUCAUGACGAAAUAUUAUGCUGUUACCAUGGCCUCGUUCGGUAUUUUGAUAAAUUGUGCCGUACACGUGAUCAUGUACACGUAUUAUUAUCUGAGCACGCUUGGGCCGAAUAUGCAAAAAAUAUUGUCUCCGUAUAAACCAAUAAUAACCUCGGUGCAAAUGGUCCAAUUCGUUAUUUGCACACUGUACGCGAUGCAAGCAUAUUCUCCGUCCUGCCCUGUAUCGAAGGUGCCAGUUAACACCGCGAUCUUCCAGUUUAUCAUGAAUUUCUUACUUUUCUACAAUUUUUAUCGGCAGAAUUACAGGAAAUCGGUCCAAAAGAAACAAUGAACGAGACGCGUCGAACGAACGUUUUCAAACAGUUGGGAAUACGAUGGGAAUUAUUCCAUGAAAUUACCAAUAAAGUUUAGAUACGUAUCGUAUUUAUCGAUAAUAUGAGUGUAAGAUAAGAAAUAUUUGUAUAACGACUGUAAUAAUAAAAAAAUAAGAGAAAUUUUAAAGUUAUUUUAAAGUUCAACGAAAGUUCGUGAGUAUUAUAAGAUACAUUAUCAAAAUAAAUUAUUUUAUGCACGAGUGAUGAUUAUUCAAAGAUACGAACUAAAAUGAAAUGUAUAUCAGUCUUGAUUUAAUAAAAAUAAAUCAAAUUCGAUAAAUUUA
Messenger RNA from Apis mellifera (honey bee), 1320 nucleotides. Its product is annotated as elongation of very long chain fatty acids protein 1. The transcript has 4 exons. The record is from RefSeq and is a predicted model, not a curated record. The coding region runs from base 205 to 993 and encodes 262 amino acids. Gene Ontology annotation, molecular function: fatty acid elongase activity. NCBI's taxonomy places the organism in Eukaryota, Metazoa, Arthropoda, Insecta, Hymenoptera, Apidae. Gene Ontology annotation, cellular component: endoplasmic reticulum membrane. Gene Ontology annotation, biological process: fatty acid elongation, polyunsaturated fatty acid; sphingolipid biosynthetic process; fatty acid elongation, monounsaturated fatty acid.